Messenger RNA from Etheostoma spectabile (orangethroat darter), 3260 nucleotides. RefSeq names its product ezrin a (gene ezra). Gene Ontology annotation, cellular component: cytoskeleton. Gene Ontology annotation, molecular function: actin binding. The transcript has 13 exons. Bases 307 to 2082 code for a protein of 591 amino acids. NCBI's taxonomy places the organism in Eukaryota, Metazoa, Chordata, Actinopteri, Perciformes, Percidae. The record is from RefSeq and is a predicted model, not a curated record.
CAUCAGUUCCGGUGCUGAGACAGGUGAUUGUCUUUAGGUGGAGCUGUGCGUCUUGUCCUGCCGGGUGGUCCCACCGGAGGUAGGUCUGUCAGUUUGUGUGAUCGCAACCAAGUUAAACAUCCCACGUCACUGUAAGUGAUCUACAGCCCAGUUCAAAGGACACAAGCCCUGCCCUAGAGUCUGCCAGCGAGAACAGACCUGCGUUCUUUAUCAGGUGGACAUUCUGCUGGGAGUCAGCCACUGCAACCUCGGUCAGCCUUGGAAACGCUUUCUUCUGCUGGAGCUCGCCCACCAACCACAACCAAGAUGCCCAAAACAGUCAACGCACGCGUCACCACCAUGGACGCAGAGCUGGAGUUCUCCUUCCACCCCAACACCACGGGGAAGCAGCUCUUUGACCAGGUUGCCAGGACCAUCGGACUGCGUGAGAUUUGGUACUUUGGGCUGCAGUUCGUUGACGCCAAAGGAUUCGUCACCUGGCUGAACUCUGAAAAAAAGGUGAUGGCCCAGGAUCUGAGGAAAGAGACUCCCCAGCAGUUCAAACUGAAGGCCAAGUUUUACCCGGAGGACGUGGCAGAGGAGCUGAUCCAGGAGGUCACCCGGAGGCUCUUCUACCUUCAGGUGAAGGAGGACAUUCUGGGGGAGGACAUCUACUGCCCUCCAGAGACCGCUGUGCUGCUGGCAUCCUAUGCUGUCCAGGCCAAGUACGGAGAGCAGGACAAGUCAGCGCAUCAACCGGGUUACCUGUCCUCCGAGCGCCUGCUGCCCAAGAGAGUGCUGGAACAACACAAGCUGUCCAAGGAGCAGUGGGAGGAGAGGAUCCAGGUCUGGCAUGAGGAGCACAGAUCCAUGCUGAAGGAAGAGGCGAUGAUUGAGUACCUGAAGAUCGCUCAGGACCUGGAAAUGUACGGCGUCAACUACUUUGAGAUCAAGAACAAGAAGGGCUCGGACCUGUGGCUGGGAGUCGACGCUCUGGGACUGAACAUCUAUGAGAAGGAGGACAGGCUGUCUCCAAAGAUUGGAUUCCCCUGGAGUGAAAUCAGAAACAUUUCUUUCAGCGAUAAGAAAUUCAUCAUCAAGCCUAUAGAUAAGAAAGCUCCUGAUUUCAUCUUCUACGCUCCACGACUGCGAGUCAACAAGCGCAUCCUGCAGCUGUGCAUGGGCAACCAUGACCUGUACAUGCGCCGCCGCAAGACAGACACCAUCGAGGUGCAGCAGAUGAAGGCUCAGGCCAAAGAGGAGAGGCUGCAGAAAAAGAUGGAGAGGGAUCAGCUGGAGAGAGAGAAGAAGAAGAGGGAGACCAUGGAGAGAGAGAAGGAGCAGAUGGAGAAAGAAAAGCAGGAUUUGAUGAUGAAGCUCUACCAGUUUGAAGAGACAACCAAGAGAGCAGAGAGAGAGCUUCAGGAGCAGCUGGACAGGGCCAUGAGGCUGGAGGAGGAGAGGAGGAGGGUGGAGCAGGAGGCGGCCCGGCUGGAGGCGGAGAGGAUGGAGGCCAUAAUAGCCAAGGAGGAGCUGGCCAGGCAAGCUGAGGACCAGAUAAGGAGCCAGGAGCAUCUGACGGCAGAGCUGGCCGAGUACAGCGCCAGGAUCACUCUGCUGGAGGAGGCCAAGAAGGAGAAGGAGGAGGAGGCUGAGACAUGGCACAGCAAGGCUAAGGAAGUGGAGGAGAAUCUGAUUAGGACGAAGGAGGAGCUGAACACUGUGAUGAGCUCUUCUAACUCCACUCCUCGUAAGAUUCCUGCUUCCUCCUCCUCCUCCUCCUCUUCCUCCUCGGACAACGAGAGCGACCACGAGCACAGCGAGGAGAACAGCACCUACAGCGCCGAGCUGCAGACGCAGGGCCUUGGCAACCACCGCGAGGAGGAGGAGCGACUCACCGAGGCCGAAAAGAACGAGCGCCUGCAGAAACAGCUGAAGGCCCUGAGCUCAGAGCUGGCAGAAGCGCGAGACGACACCAAGAAGACCCAGAACGAUCUGCUCCACGCCGAGAACGUCCGAGUCGGCCGCGACAAGUACAAGACCCUGCGUCAGAUCCGCCAGGGACAAACCAAGCAGAGGAUCGAUGAGUUUGAGGCCUUGUAGAAAACCUCAGAGACCUGAAGAUCUCUCCCAAAUACCUCAUGACGACCCCGUCCAGCAAUGCCUUUUAAUUAAAGUGGGAUGCCACACGUGAUUUAAAGACCCAGAAAAGCAUGAAGCUGAUCUGUGUAAGAGUACAUGAGUUCUAUUUUAUCCGACCUAACGUUUGCUUGAAAAGCACUUUUUUGUUUAGUUUUUUUUUUUUGUAGCACUCAAACAUCUCCAAUGUGCUGUUUAGUCCCAUUAAAACAUAGCAGAGAGCUAGUGUGUUCCUGUUACUGUAUGAACAAAAAACAUGACAUAUCUUAUGAUAAACCAUCAAAAACGUUUUGUUAUUAUACCAAAGGGAAGGGGUUCAAUUUAGAUUUAUUUCAUGAAUGUCUCAUAUUGCAAUCAGGGACUUUUAGAACUGCAACUUCUGAUUAUUUUUCUUACAGACACACGCAUUGAUUAUUUUCUUCUAUUAUUACAUCAUCAUCCGUCUUUAUGAUGCUCGUUUUGUCCAACCAACAGUCCAAAACCCAGACAUACUAGCAUUUAUAAAAACAUAAAUCAAAGACAAACAGCAAAUCCUCCCAUUUGAGAAGCUGAAGGACUGAUUAUCAAACAUUAAUUGAUUCAUCCGUUCAGUUUCAGAUCCUUCCACACCUGUUGUCAUAGGCAUCCAAAAAACAAUGUGAUUUAUUUAACUGGUCUUAUUAUGCUUUUAUUCACACACAAUGUGCAAAUGAAUUGGUUUUAUGAUUUUUACAUCAGAGAUACAAGCAAAAACUGCUUUUACCACACAGGAACAUCUAAUCCACUAUGUUUUUGGUGCUGGUUAUAUUUAAAUCACCUUCUCCUUUGAGUGUUGUCAUUCUGAAUUUAAAGGAUCCUUUUUAUGUAAUUAAAGUUUUUCAGGUUAUUUGAUUGACUCUAAAAUAAGCUAUUUUGUAUUUUUUUUAAAAUACAAGAAAUUGAAGUCGCAGAGCCUGUGAUAUCCUGAUUUAUAGCCUCUAGUAUGGUUCAAGCUCCAAAAAACACUAGGCCCUAUAUAUCCCAUAAUGCAACUCUAUAGACCCAACCUGCCAUCGCCUUUCAAACUCAGCAUCUCCUGUUUAUAAUGCAGACAGAGCUCAACAGGGACCGCCCACUUUUUCCAGAAGGGUUUUUCCUCGUUCACUGUCUCCAUUGACGUUUCA